AUGCCGCGACCAGUGCACUUGGUUUUACUUCUCUUAAUGGUGGUCUUGGUGGCCUCUUUGGAAGAUCCUUUAGGACCUGCUCGUCCAGAGAUCGCAUCUUCUUUAAACAAUGCUAAUGACUUAGAUGCUGAUGCAACUUCCUAUGGGUAUUCGAGACCCUGGCGUUAUGGAUGGUCAAGUGGAGGUGGAUGGCGAAAUGGAUGGGGUGGUGGGUAUGGAGGAUGGGGCUGGGGAGGAAGAGGAUGGGGCUGGGGAGCAAGAGGCUAG
Molecule: messenger RNA, 267 nt
Organism: Eufriesea mexicana
Lineage: Eukaryota; Metazoa; Arthropoda; Insecta; Hymenoptera; Apidae
Product: neuropeptide-like protein 32
Exons: 3
Coding region: 1-267 (88 amino acids)
Source: RefSeq, a predicted model, not a curated record